Molecule: messenger RNA, 4203 nt
Organism: Giardia duodenalis
Lineage: Eukaryota; Fornicata; Diplomonadida; Hexamitidae
Exons: 1
Coding region: 1-4203 (1400 amino acids)
Source: RefSeq, a predicted model, not a curated record
AUGCUCUUCUUUACAGCGGUGUUUCUUCUCAUGCACGCCACAGCCAAUCAAGAUGCUGUCUUUUUUCAAACACAAGUUCUAAGAGAUAUGAGCGAUAAGAUAUUCAAUAAGACAUUGGUGGAGAGUAUUGUUGGGACCUCCCAAGCCAAGGUCCUUUCGGAUGUUCUUCCUGUGCUUGUUGAGACGUCUCAUGCGCACGUUCUAACUCAAUAUAUUCUAAAUUUAAAUUGCUCUGAAGCCAAUCUUCUCAGAGCUCAACUAAAAGUUUCACACCUUAUAGAGAGCUGCAACUAUGCACAAAUAUCUGCUAGGCAAAAGAGAAUCUAUCUUCAACGGUCAGAAGACUUUGUUGAAAUGACUCCGAAGAACCUCUGUCAUAUGGAGAGCACCAGUGUUCCAUCUGAGCUACAAAAGAAGUAUACCGAUGUUUGUCAGAACGUGGCUCUGGUCUCUUCUGAUACUAAUACCAAUGUGGAGACGUCUAAGCACAUCAGCGCUUACUACAACCUUUAUGCCGAAUUGAGGGAGCUUUAUCAAUCGGUCAAUACGGCUGAUUUUGUUGCUUUCCAUUCUCUUGUAGAUGACAUGUCUAUCAUCUAUCCAUGUCCUGAUAAUUCAUUCGUUUCGGAUAAUUAUCAGUAUAGAAAAGAUCUUUAUCAGCAACAUGUCCUUCAACUCUCAUCUGUACGGCAACACUUUGAAACAGAUACUAUACUCAUGAUCUUAGACGGGUCCGAGCUUCUUUCUGUGGAGAUGCUUAACGAAAUUAAGCUUUUGGCCUCCAUUUAUGCCAGCUCCAUAAGCUUAAAUGUCAAUCUACGUAUAGCCUUUGUAGCUUAUGAGAUACAAGUCAUCAAUGAUGGAGGUUCCGAGCCUCUUGUUACCACUCUAAACUCUCUACUAAAGAAGAUCCAAGACUUUGACCCAAUAACCUCACACCUAGGAUACUAUGUAUCCCUCCAUUCUCUCAUUACACUUAUUACUGACUUUGUGGGGACAGACAUAAAGAACAAAACAACAUCAGUUGUCUAUAUUGGCUACGGAAUCGUUGAAGAUGCUACCCCGGCCAUUAGCUCGAUCAAUAAUCUGUCAUACUACUCUGUAAUGAUUUCUGAUGUACUAGCAGAAAAUGCAUAUGGUAAGCAAGUUGCAAGAAACCUUAAGAAGCAUCUUACAGACUUUACCAACUUUAUGCGAGGGCACAUCCAGUGCAUGGAUCUUACAACCCUGCUCUUCUCUGCAGAGUUGUUUCAAGAAGUUACUGAUUUAGAUGAUAUGAUAACGAUACACCGGAUUUUAUCCGAACGAUGUAGCUCUACAUUCUAUCAAUGCAUCAAGGAGUCUAACUAUACACUAUCGUGGAGAGCAGACAGAGAUGUUUCCAAGCGUUGCCGUAAGAUUGUAGAAAACUGUAAGUCCCAGUUACCGCCAGAGGAGAAGUCUAAGUUUAUAAACUGCGUGACACCAUCUCUUAUCGCACCAGACUACGACUUACCAUUUGGAUCAAACACACAAGGGAACAUUCUGCUUAAUCGGUAUCGGCACAAACUCCUUAUUGGAUCAGAGUUUCUACGGCCAGAACACUAUAGCAUAAAGCUUGCCCUCGUCAAGUCAGGUUGGAUGACUAAUGAAACUGUGCUAGCAAUGUCCACACCAGUCUACGCGGAAUUUCCAUUCUACGGCAAGCGCCUUAUGGGGUUCUUGGUUAUUGGCCUUAGGAGUCUUGAGACCUCUUCAAAUACUAACAUGGUCACUCUUUUGAACAUAGACAACUAUAAAAUAGUGUGGCCAGGCUUCUCCAUAGAGCACGAUGACAGGCUUUCAUACUUUAGCAACAUGAACCAGAAAAUCUCUGAAUACAUCACAGAGUACGGCUUCUACCGCAGCGAUAUGAUUAGGCUAAAAGAGCUAAUAGAUUUACAAACAGAAACGUAUCGGUUCAAUUACAACGGGACAUUUCAACUGAUUAAAGGUUUAAGUACCUCUUCCAUGAAGCUACCAAAUAUUUUUAGCGACAGCGAAUCAAGUAGCAUGAUAGUAUUUGAAAACUACGAUCUUAAGUAUGUCUGUCUCCGCGGCCGCCUCUGCGCUGAGCCAGAUACACGCGUGGGGUUGUACGAUAUUCUAAUAUAUAACGGAAAAUUUAGGGCGGAAGAGUACCCUAGGGCACUGUUUAGAGUUAAAGUAAUAAUUCUUGAAGAGUAUGCCAUGUCAACGCACGGUUUGUUGGCCCCAUUUGAUUCUAAGACAAUGAAGCACCCUUUCUAUAAAGAUCCUGACGCAUACCCUCUUCCUCUGGAUGGAGAACCUCUCUUUUCUUGGAUCGGCACGCUUAUUAGUGGUACACCAUCCUCAACGCCCUACAUAAUCGAUCCAUGUGAAAGCUUUAAGAGCACACUUUGUCCUGUCCUCGGGCUGAGAGCAUAUGUCACCAAUGAAUACUUGGACGCCAUCACACUCCCAACAAUAACGGCAGACAAGGCUACAAGCAUUCGAUGUGCCUGCCCCCUUUUAGACUUUUAUUCAUAUGCAGAUAAGAUUUACCCAGCUGCUGUACCAGACAAGGUUUCUCGACCAGAGAAGAUCUUCAUGUAUGCUAUGAUCUAUCCCUCCACGCGGCACAAACAGAUCUGCAAGAGCUGGUACAUGGAUAUAACAGUACAGCGAUACCUAAUUCAAUUUCUAGAGGGUAACACAGAGUCUAGUUCUCAAGGUGUGCCGUGUUGUGGUUCCAAAAUAACCCUUGACAGUCUCCCGCUCAUGCAGGUAUGUGCUAUGGAAUUCUCAAUGGUGUAUUGGGAGUUUGCUAGGAACUCAUAUCGUAUAAUGGCCUCUAUUCUAGAAAAGAUUUUGGCAACGUGGACCAUGGAUCUGCCAGCUAUAAAAGAUAAUAAGUUAGAAAUUCUUCUCUCCAACGCGUACUAUCUUCCACCUCCGCAAAUCAUUGUCCUUUUAAAUCCCUCACUGGGAAUAUACUUGUCUACUCACUACGUGGAUCUCUUGUAUACAGACCUUAUGACUAGCUUACAGACCAAGUACGGGAUUUUAACUAGCAAGCUUUGCCGUAACGUAUCUGCAAUACCUUUAACUUCCAGCUAUUCAACGGAACAAAUCAAUAAGUAUUUCUCUUAUCUGGCACGUGUCUCCAACAUACACAUUGACGUUCCAUUCUACCGCGUCAGGUCGAUAUUUAAGGUUGUUCUAUUGGAAAGGGUCGACAUGGUUGAAGAACGGGUGAAUGGGAUAAUCACGAAUGCCCACAACAACAUUGAUGGUAUCACUGCAGAUGUGGAAGCAUUGGUUAUCAACCACUAUGGAGUUUCCAUAGCAUCAUCGAGCUUAGGCUACCCGACGCUCAAGCGACUUGAUGAAAACACUAAGCUACGUAUUAUUGGCUCACUUCUUUAUCAUAACGAUGUCCUGUCCAUUUACGACAAUAAGAACUUUGAAUAUCUCGUACUUUCUCUAGCUGAAUUGAAGUAUAAGCGGCAACUCAAUAGAGUACAACAAUGCUCCAUCGAUACACGAUGGACCGAUGACAUAUCUAAAGUAUACAGUGAAAUAAGGGAGAAGGAUCUAAGGAACAUAGCAACUAAUUCAUUCUUCGUUGAAAGCAAAGGGUACAAUGAAGAAAUCUUCCUAUAUCUUUCACUACCAUCCAUAUUUAUAGACGACGUUCAGGUCAAGCAGCUCGACAUGCCCGGAACCCUCCUUGGAAGCUGUUCCAUGGGGAAGAUGGAAUCUCUGUUUACACUAGUAUGCCUGGAUCUCAAAACAACCAUAUCUACUCAGCUGUUGUGGGAGCGAAUAGCCCUCAAUAAAGAAAAAUAUCUAGAUGUUGAGAAGAUGCCAACAACGGAUUGGUACCACAUCUCUCUGGAAACAUACCGGAUAAAAAGUUACUUUGAUUGGUUUUUUAAGCCACGGAAAUCUAUGUGGGAAGAGUACAAUUACUUUGAAAGCCCUUUUUGGCUACCGGAGACGGGAUACAAUGACCCAAUCAAGAGCUAUUGUAUAGACCUGAUAUACGGGCUCGAUGUGUAUGGAUACAGCCCUCAAUUUUUGAAAACAAAACUCUUGUUCUUCUCGAAAAAGGCCGCCGAGGAUGUAGUCAUUAUUUGUACAAUGGCAGUGGUCGGAGCGUGCCUUUUAAUUUAUCUUAUUUCUCACAUCUACUUAUGUAUCCUUCUAACGAGGUACUAG